AUGGCAGAGAGCUACACUUUGAGGAUCUUGAGCUCAAGCAUCGCGGUAGCGGACUCGCCUUUAAACAUCUCUUCCUCGGUGAGGAAAAAUACCCCCGAGAACUAUCUCUUCAGCCUCGUCCGCCAAACCGCGUUCUUUUCACCGAUUCACCGGCAUGCCUUCGAUCAAUUCCGGUACUCAUUCCGCGGCGACGUUUCCAUCGCACCAGAUCUUCUUCUCCGUGAAGGAGAGUUGUGCUACCAUCCGGAAGGUGUUUAUUACGGGCCACAGCUCGAUGAAGGUGGCGAACGCGAUGUGUUGGUCUUGCAAUUCGGUGGAGCCAGUGGCAAAGGAUACCUCAGCUUUGCACAAAUGGCGGAGGGUCAGGAAAAAUUGAAAGAGGCUGGCCGAUUUGAAAAGGGCAAAUAUUACCCUGCAGGUGGCGGUGAGCCAAAGGAUAGCUAUCAGGCUCUUUGGGAGAGCUAUUCGGGUCUCCCGCUUGAAUACCCCGCACCACGAUAUCACUCUGUGAUUGUUUCAAAGCCAGAGAAUUACUCAUGGGUGCCGUUGAGUGAAUCUAACAAUGCAUUUGCGCGGACACUUGGUAUCUUUACGGAGAGGGAAACCAAGGCGGAUAUGAUCAAGAUCGGAGCCCGUGGGAAGGUUCAGAUAGACGGGACAAACGCUAUACAGUUAAUCUUUGUGCUCAAGGGUCAAGGUACAGUUGAGGGAGACUCCUUGGAGGUAGAGUCUGCAGUGCGUUUAUCUCCAGAAACUGGUAUCUGGCUCUCUUCGGAGACUGGGAUGGAAUUGCUUCGUUUUGUUCUUCCUGUACUGCAGCGAGACAUUAGCGCAUAA
Molecule: messenger RNA, 837 nt
Organism: Penicillium maclennaniae
Lineage: Eukaryota; Fungi; Ascomycota; Eurotiomycetes; Eurotiales; Aspergillaceae
Exons: 1
Coding region: 1-837 (278 amino acids)
Source: RefSeq, a predicted model, not a curated record